Sporothrix schenckii 1099-18 is the source of this 936-nucleotide messenger RNA. RefSeq lists its product as uncharacterized. The coding region runs from base 1 to 936 and encodes 311 amino acids. The transcript has a single exon. The record is from RefSeq and is a predicted model, not a curated record. Lineage: Eukaryota; Fungi; Ascomycota; Sordariomycetes; Ophiostomatales; Ophiostomataceae.
AUGUUCUACAUCGCGAACGCAUCGUAUGUCAGCUCGACAGCCUUUAUGAAACUGGCCCUGCUUUUUCAAUUCCUCCGUGUUUUCAAAAACGACUCCAUCGACUCCAAGACGAGCGACACUGCCGGCCGCACCUUUCUACGCCGCACCUGUCAGGUUCUUAUUGUUAUUGUUGCCGCCUGGGGCGCCACCUUUUCGUUCCUUGCUUGGGUGCCUUGCCUCCCCGUCAGCACGUAUUGGGACGGCGUGACAAACCAAGACCCAAACCACCGGGGCACCUGCUACGGCUUCGGCAUCUCCACGGACCGUACGGCAUUUAUUGCGCACACGGCCAUCAACAUGGGCCUCGACAUCUGUGUGCUCGCCAUCCCGGUCCCGCUGUACCUGGGAAACACAGUCUCUUCCUCUGCAAGAACCAGUGCGCCGGGCACGCUGGUGAUCCGUUCCUCUCUGCGCACGCGCGCGGGCGUGAUCGUCCUCCUGCUGCUCGGCGCCCUUGUCAACGUCUUUGCGGCGUGGCGCCUGGCCCUGCUCAUUGGCUCCGGCGGCUCCGUGCUCGAGACAUAUGUCGACUCGACAUUCUACGCACCGGACACGGUCCUUUUGUCGUCGCUGGAAGUCAACUUGGCGAGCAUCUGCGCGAGCGUGCCCAUCUUCUGGCCUGUGUUGCGGCAGCAGGUGUUCCGCAUUCUGGUGACCAGGGAGGUGGAGAUUGUGCGGGACGAGCGGCCGGGCGACGACGCCAGUGACGACGAAGACGACGUGGCCAAGCUGAAACAGCGACAGGCCGACAACGACGGCCACGACCACUACGACGACGCCUUUAUCCGCGACCAGGUCGACCCGCUGCGGCCAGGCACGUCCGCGGGCGUCGAGACGCGGGUCCGGAGCGAGAGGGGGGUACAGAAGACACGGCGAUGGCGACUGCGGAUGUGGUGA